AUGUCGAGGGGGAGCAGCUGCGCGAAAGGGAAACGCCUGUCAGUCACACCACUGCCCAUUUCGCUGGUCUCGACCCAGCGAUCACUCGAUUCGUUACCACAGGAAGCCUUAGUGAAGGUGACAGCUUCAUUCAGGCUUUCGACUUUACGAGCCGCACCAAGAUCAGAGCGAGAGGUCGAGUUUGAGCAGCUGCGUGAGAAGGAAAAGCCUGUGAAGUUCACCGCUGUGGCUUUCCCCGGCCCCGACCCAGCGAUCAUUCGAUUCGUUACCACGGGAAGCCUUAGCGAAGGUGACAGCUUCAUUCAGGCUUUUAACUUUAUGAGCCGCACCAGGAUCCUGGAUAUUGUGACAGGCAGAAGUAAAGACCUCGAGCGCACCGGCAAAGUCCAGAAGAUCGAACUGUGGAUAGCGAAGAGAACGUCAACGGGUUCCUGGUCAGCGAUGGCCGAGGUCUUUUGUCCACCCGCAUACACCAUUUGA
Molecule: messenger RNA, 480 nt
Organism: Fusarium pseudograminearum CS3096
Lineage: Eukaryota; Fungi; Ascomycota; Sordariomycetes; Hypocreales; Nectriaceae
Exons: 1
Coding region: 1-480 (159 amino acids)
Source: RefSeq, a predicted model, not a curated record